UUCAGCUCAGAUUAUUUUCCAACAGGCCUCUGAUGUCCCCAAUGAUAGGCAUGUGUAAAGAUAAAAGGUGUCACCAUUAGACAAUAAAAUGUAAUCUCGUUAUAUUCAUUCUAAUCUUCCUCUACGCUGUGCUUGUCUCUCCUUUUUUUGUACAACUAUAAGCAUAAACUAGCUGCUGUUAUUACCUUCAUUCAGUACAUCACAUCAUCAUCAUCAACUUUAUCCAAAAACAGCACAAAAAGCAACAUUAUUUGAAUCAAGUUAGUAAAUCUUUGGCUAUGAUCAAGCUGUGAGACUAAACAAAAUCUCGGAUACAUUUUUCUUAGCUUGAAGCUUCCAUUUAGUUAAUCAACUUUAUCAACUCAAUUUGAAUUUAAAACAAUCGCCAAUUUACAACUCUUUCAACCUCAAUCAUUCCAUCUUUACCUUUGUCCAUCUUGUUUCAUCAAAUUAAACUGAUUAUAAUAUUAUCAUCAUUUCAUUUGCAAUAUGACUUUAUUCUGAUUGUUUAAUAGUCCAUUGGAUUACAUCAAUUUAUACACUGUUUCAAUGUGUUGGUGAAUUGAAAUAAACAUUGCUGUUGUUUUCAUUGACGAUAAGUUUAUGUCGGAAUCAAUUGGAAACAUAAUUAAAUCUUGUUUUUGAUUAUCAAUUUCAUUAGCAAUUCACUUUGAUAGAAUCCAUUCUAAAUAAUUGAACAUUUAAACUGAUUGAAAGACAUCAAUGACAUCAAAUCCAAUGGUUGUAAAUGGAUAAUUUUUGGUGGAUUAUACCAGUUUUCAUGGGAGUUAAUGUUUAUCGUCAACGACAAGUGAAUGUUUAACUUGCAUUUGCUUUUCAUCAAAUUCAACCAAAGUUUCAUCUCACACUUUCGGCAAAGUGCUUUGGACAGUUUGCUUUUCGAGGAAAAACCAAUAAUUGCAACUUUUCACCAAAACUGUUCAAUCAUUUUCUUCAUUUUUUCUUCUUCUCAAGUGAAUAAUGUGAACAAAGUGUCAGACGAAUGGUCAAAGUCUCAUUUUCUUAUCAUUCACUGUUACGGUUAACAUCAUCAUGUGUGGUGUUGUGUCUUUAGUGGCUUUGUUUGCUUCGGUUUAAUUAAUGACUGCAAAGUGUCCAAGAGAUUGAACUAAAGAAUCACAAUCCCAGUGCGAACAUGGAUCCACCUGGAAUCAACAACAUUUUCAGUCAACUACGAACUCUUUACUCACCUUCACCUUCAUCAUCACAUUUACCCUCUUCACCCUUGUCCGAUUCAUCUGAAGAACCUCUUUACUUGGACCAUUUAUCAGUUGACCCUUCACUCAACUCGACGGGAACUUCAUUUUGUGGAUCGCUCAUUUCUUCCCUCGAUCCAAAUGUGUCACAAAUUUACGCCGAUGAAUGUUCAUUUGCCAAUGUUGAAGAGGUUGUCCGAAUCCUGGUUCCUCUCGUCUUUUCAAUCAUUGUAGUCAUUGGUUUACUGGGCAAUUCACUGGUCGUCAUUGUCGUCCUUUGGGACGAUCAGAUGCGCUCAACAACCAAUGUACUUAUAUUCAACCUGGCAGUUGCCGAUUUACUUUUCAUCAUUUUCUGUGUUCCCUUUACGGCAACCGAUUAUGCUCUUAAAUACUGGCCCUUUGGGGACAUUUGGUGUCGCAUUGUACAGUAUCUCAUCUACGUAUCUGCCUUUGCCUCCAUCUACACUCUUGUCCUCAUGUCACUUGAUCGUUUUCUUGCCGUAGUCCAUCCCAUUGCUUCCCUUUCCAUUCGAACUGAGGUCAAUGCCUACAGAGCGAUAACCAUCCUUUGGAUAGCAAUAAUAUUUCUAUGUCUUCCUAUUUUAAUUGUUCACCAAGUCCACGUCGACCUCGACAGUGAAACAUCCCACUUGUGCCACAUCAAUCCAGCCGAGAAUAAAUUUUUUGCUCCUUCCGUGUUCCUCUCCUCUUAUGCUAUCCCACUCACUCUUGCCUUUGUACUCUAUGUGUACAUGUUGAAACGUCUUUGGCACAAUGACAUUAGAACUGGCCGGUCUGUUCGAAACAAGAGAAAAGUUACUCGAAUGGUUGUCGUUGUGGUGGUCAUUUUUGCCAUCUGCUGGGGACCCAUUCACAUUGUUCUCACUCUAAGGUCUCAGGGAAUGUUUGAACCCGACUCUAAAUUCAAGUUGGUCACUUUGAUUGUUUCUCAAAUUUUGGCUUACAUCAACUCUUGCAUCAAUCCAAUUUUGUACGCCUUUUUGUCGGAAAAUUUUCGCAAAGCUUUUCGAAAGGUUAUCUCUUGUCGUCCAAGUGGCUCACGUCGACGCCAUGAUCGUCCAGGCUCAGCUAAAGAGGAAACCAAUAGGAUGGACGAGUUAACAACGGCAACGUGCCAAACAACCAAACGAACUGAGCUCACAAAUGGAUGUGUAUGAUGUCAAGUUCAAUCGAAAUUGUCAUUUAUAAAGUGUAAAACACUCAGUGUUUCAGUGAGGAAACUGCAAAAAAGCAAAAAAUCGAAUGGAAUAAUAAAUUUAUUUUUUCUCUUUCCA
This is a messenger RNA of Tetranychus urticae (two-spotted spider mite), 2515 nucleotides long. Its product is annotated as allatostatin-A receptor-like. Gene Ontology annotation, molecular function: G protein-coupled receptor activity. Gene Ontology annotation, biological process: G protein-coupled receptor signaling pathway. Gene Ontology annotation, cellular component: plasma membrane. Lineage: Eukaryota; Metazoa; Arthropoda; Arachnida; Trombidiformes; Tetranychidae. The record is from RefSeq and is a predicted model, not a curated record.